Danio aesculapii is the source of this 2711-nucleotide messenger RNA. It is a transcript of the gene nt5e, whose product is annotated as 5'-nucleotidase, ecto (CD73). Gene Ontology annotation, biological process: AMP catabolic process. Gene Ontology annotation, molecular function: 5'-nucleotidase activity; nucleotide binding; metal ion binding. Gene Ontology annotation, cellular component: plasma membrane. Lineage: Eukaryota; Metazoa; Chordata; Actinopteri; Cypriniformes; Danionidae. The coding region runs from base 635 to 2353 and encodes 572 amino acids. The record is from RefSeq and is a predicted model, not a curated record. The transcript has 9 exons.
UAUACCCACAAGUAUAGCAAUAUUAGUACAUUUUGACAAAUUGUUGGUUCCCAUGAGGAAAAUGACAUUAUAAUAUAAUAUAUUAUAUUUAAAGUACCGCGGUAAACAAUAUAGGGAGCAUGUCACAUGUUGUCGCUAAACAAAUGUGCAAAUAUAAAACCAACUUUACUUUAAUGUUCUGUUUAUCGUGCUUGGUGUGAACAGGGUUUUAGUGUUAGUUUGCGUUUAAUAAAAUAACCCAUUGAGACAAAGUUGGUUUUAAAUUCACACAUUCAGACGUACUGCUAAACAUUAUACAUUCAGAAAAGUAUUGCAAAUUCUAAAUGGGGAAAUCAUAUUAGCAAACAAUGACUAUUAAAUCACAACAUUGUUCAAUUAUUUUGAAGUCGAUUAUCACCGAAUAUUCAAAGUAGCAUAGUAAACAAUAUAGGGACCGUAAGUUGUCACUGAACGAAUUUGUGAAUAUAAACCAACUUUACCUCAAUAAAUAACCUUGGUCUGGAUACUCAUGCUGACUCUCUGCAUGAGUAUAUUUUCCUCAGUUUAGAGGAUGAGGGCUGCUAGCUGGCGGCUCCUCCUCCAGUCUAAAGUCCUGUGAACUCCACCAUGAGCUUCUCAUUUACAGACGGAGAGGAUGAUGAUGAUGAUGAAUCUCCUCUCUGCGUUGCUGCUGCUCUGCAUUCACUGUCAGCUGUGCUGGUCUGCAGACUUCCAGCUCACUUUGCUGCACACCAAUGACGUGCACGCGCGAGUGGAGGAGACCAACAAGGACUCGGGCAAAUGCAGCAAGCCGCCGUGUUUCGCCGGAGUUUCGCGGAGAUCCACCAAAAUCAAAGAAAUCCGCAGCAAGGAGAAAAACGUGCUGCUGCUGGACGCCGGAGACCAGUUCCAGGGCACCGUCUGGUUUAACUAUUACAAGGGCGCUGAGGCGGCGUAUUUCAUGAACCAGCUCAAAUACGACGCGAUGGCCUUAGGAAACCAUGAGUUUGACAAUGGAGUGGACGGCCUGCUGAAACCUUUCCUUCAGGAGGUGAACUGCACUGUUCUCAGCGCCAACAUUAAAGCCGAUGCGACACUUGCUCCUCAGAUCAGCGGAUACUAUUUCCCUUAUAAAAUCUUCACUUUGGGCUCUGAGAAAGUGGGUGUUGUCGGCUACACAUCAGCGGAGACGCCUGCUUUGUCUCUACCAGGCCCACAUCUGAAGUUUGAGGAUGAAAUCACUGCUUUACAGCCUCAAGUGGAGAAACUCCUGGCUUUGGGUGUUAAUAAGAUCAUCGCUCUCGGACAUUCUGGGUUCAUAAUGGAUCAAAUGAUUGCAAAGAAGGUCCGGGGAGUGGAUGUUGUGAUUGGAGGACACACCAAUACAUUCCUGUACACAGGAACUCCACCAUCCACAGAAGUUCCAGCAGGACCGUAUCCGCUCAUGGUCAAGUCAGAUGACGGCCGGCAGGUGCCUGUGGUCCAGGCUUAUGCCUUUGGAAAAUAUCUGGGAUUCCUGAAAGUGACUUUUGAUGCAAACGGAAAUGUGCUGGAUUCCACAGGAAACCCCAUUCUUCUGGAUAGUUCAGUAGAACCCGAUCCCGACAUCCAGGCUAAAGUGGACAGCUGGAGGAUGAAUCUGGCCAACUACUCCUCUCAGCAAGUGGGACAGACUCUAGUCUACCUCAACGGCACCUUUGAGGAGUGUCGCUUUCGUGAAUGCAAUUUGGGGAAUUUAAUCUGUGAUGCCAUGGUCCAUCAUAAUAUUAAAUACGCCGACGAGCUCCAGUGGAACCAUGUCAGCUCUUGUAUUCUGAACGGUGGAGGCAUUCGGGCACCUAUUGAUGAGCGAAACAGAAACGGUUCCAUCACAAUGGAGGACCUGAUCGCCGUGCUGCCGUUUGGAGGAACAUUCGACCUGGUCCAGCUGAACGGAUCGACUCUGCGAGAGGCUUUCGAGCACUCAGUUCGCAGACAUGGAGGAAACACUGGAGAAUUUCUACAGGUGUCAGGUUUCCAGGUGGUGUACGAUUUAUCAAAAGCGCCUGGUAGCCGUGUUAAAAGUGUGAAUGUGCUCUGCACCCAGUGUCGAGUGCCCCAUUAUGAACCGCUGAGCCCCAACAAGGUGUAUAAAGUAGUGCUGCCGUCUUACCUAGUGGACGGAGGAGACGGAUUCACCAUGAUCAAAGAGCAGAAACUCAAACAUGACAGCGGUGAUCUGGAUAUAUCGGUUGUUGCUGGCUACAUCUCCGAGAGGAAGAGAGUUCAUCCGGCUGUGGAGGGACGCAUCCAGUUCAGCAGCUCCUGUGCUGGUCUUCGAGGAUACACGUCCAGCGUUCUGCUGCUGUGGGCCGUCUGGCUCAUGUUUGUUUAGCCAGUUAACAUCAUUCUUGAUGUACUUAUACAACACGUAGCCAUUUUGUGAGUGAUUGUACAGUCAGAUGAGGAAAAAAAGAGGAAGCCUUUAGCCCAAAGAUGAGUUGCCUUCAUAGAAGUCGACUGAUAAUUAACACUGUGAUGUAGGACAGAUGACCAAAAAUCACUCGUCUUGUAAAACAAGAUCUUCUCAUUAGAGCAACACAGGGACAUCUUCAUUACACAUGUAACACUCCAUCUAUGAGCUGUGAUGAAUUUCACAAGGAAUAAUCCAGGGACCUGAUUUAUAAAACUCUGAAUAGAAACAGUCCUAGAAGUGAGCGUAUGCCACAAUAAAUGUGUAUUUAUUUCCUUAA